Messenger RNA from Diatraea saccharalis (sugarcane borer), 1224 nucleotides. The record is from the annotation of a GenBank genome assembly. NCBI's taxonomy places the organism in Eukaryota, Metazoa, Arthropoda, Insecta, Lepidoptera, Crambidae.
AUGGAUAUUUCACUAAAAGUGGACCACUAUGUUUACAAUAACAGACCAAUGUCAGCCACUGAAGCUGCAACAUAUUAUCACCAAGUAAUGUCGUAUCAAACUCUCUGUAAGCACGAUGAACGAUCACUUCAGGUAAUAGAAAAAUUGGCACGUCUUACUCAAGCUAUAAUAGCAGAACAAACUUGCAAUAAAGAAAAUAACGGCAACCCAUGGUCUAAUCCAGAUAAUGGCAGUGUAUCUCCCGUAUAUUCAUUGACCGAGGAUGAUAAAUACGAAUUGGGAACGAUCAAUAAUGUACAAAAUGAAAAUGAGAAAGAGCAUUUGCCUCAGUACGAACAAACCACCCAAUGCGACACAAUUUUGUUUCCAUGUGAAAAUGAAAUGCCAGCUUCAAUUGAUAUACAAAAUAUUAACAAACAACACGAUGGACAAGGUUAUAUUGAACAAGAGACGUUAGCGAUUGUCGACCUUACCGCUGAUGAAAAUUGUAACAGUAAUCACGACACCUGUAGUGAAUUAUGCUCUCAAAGUAUUUUAAAUCAGAUCGGCCCUGAAGCAGAAAAAUUACGGGAAAUUAAUUUAGAAGAAUGCGGUCAAGUUAUAGAUGAGGUUGACAGUGCCUUUCAUGAUUUGAUUAUAGUGCCACAGUCAAUAUUGGAAAACGAAAGAGAAAAGAAAACAAAGUCUCAUACAAUUGGCGAAAAAACUUUUGGAUAUAAUAAACUCGAAUUGUUGGUGUCGAAAAAUAAAGAUAUUUUAAACAUAGUACCACGAUCAAUACUAGAAAGUAACAGAGAAAAUAAAACAAAUAUUCAUACAAUCGCGGAGAAACCUAUUGGAUACAAUGCAGUUGGAUCGUUGGAAUCGAAAAAUAAUGAUCAUAAAUUGAUAAAAUCGGCACAGUCAAAAGAGACAGCCAAUAAGCGACCAAAAAGCAACCACAGUAAGCCUAUAAAACAAAGAAAACCACGUAAUAAACAUGUCGAUAAAGCAAAUAAGUCAAAACAAAGAAAAGGUAAGGCAGCUAAUUUACGGCCAACAAUGGAAACUGAGAGCGAUAACUCAAAUAAUAUUAAUUUUGAAACAGAUUUGUCUUGGAUAAACAAUAUAAAGUUUGUACGACAAAUACAAAAAGACGAAUACGUAACAUCAUUGACAAGCUUAGCGGAAUCACUGUGGGAAAACUGUUAUUUACCUAUAAGCUGGGAAGAUUUAGAUUCUUAA